Messenger RNA from Seminavis robusta, 1230 nucleotides. The record is from the annotation of a GenBank genome assembly. NCBI's taxonomy places the organism in Eukaryota, Bacillariophyta, Bacillariophyceae, Naviculales, Naviculaceae.
AUGCCACCCACCCCUAGCCCAAGUGAGACACCCAGUGAGAUACCAACAACUGACCCCACCCCAAUUCCUUCGGAGACACCAUCAACUGUUCCUUCGCCCAUCCCAUCUGAGUGGCCAACAGUGCCACCAACCACGCCCCCUUCGGAAACACCCUCCACUGUACCCUCAGCUCCACCUUCAGAACCCCCUACAGUUAUGCCCACACCUGUCCCAUCACAGCCACCUAGUGAGCCUCCGAGUGAAGUCCCAAGUGACACUCCAACCACUGAUCCCACUGUACCUCCAUCAAGGCCACCAUCAGCCAGUCCAUCCAGUCCACCAUCAUUGUUACCGACGCCUCACCCAAGCAUUCCACCAAGCCCAAUCCCCUCCGUUCCGCCUUCCUGGAUACCAACGACUCCUCCCUCUGAUCAACCUUCCGAAAUCCCAUCUGAUGCACCAUCAAUCCCACCAACAACUGUUCCAUCAGUUGCUCCAAGUGAGGUUCCUACAAGUGACCCGUCAAUUGAACCAACAGAGACUCCAUCCCGUACACCUUCUAGACUUCCAACUAUGUACCCUUCUAUACCACCCAGCAGCACACCGUCUUCUGAUCACCCAAGCAGCACACCUUCAUCACCUCCCUCAUUGCCACCAAGCGGUGUACCCAGUGACGAUCCCACAAGGGACCCCUCAAUGCCGCCAUCAGUUCAUCCUACCCCAAGCCCAUCUGAUAUUCCCAGUGAGCCACCCUCCUCACCACCAAGUGAGCCUCCUACUGGAAAGCCAACCCCAAUCCCAUCAGAAACUCCAUCCAGCCCACCAACACCAAUCCCAUCAGAGACCCCUUCAACACCUCCCACCCCAAGCCCAAGUGAGACUCCUUCAGAGAUACCAACAACGGAUCCAACCCCUAUCCCAUCAGAGCCACCUACAACUUUGCCAACUCCAAAUCCAUCGGAAACUCCCUCAGAUGAACCAACUCAAGAGCCAUCAGAAACACCAUCUUGGAUGCCCAGUGAAAACCCUUCAGAACCACCUACAACGCCACCAACAAACCCUCCUAGCGUACCUCCCAGUCAUCCACCAUCCACUGAUCCUACACCAACUCCUUCGGAGACCCCCUCUUAUGUGCCAUCUAGUGUACCUUCUCCUAUCCCAACUACUCCUCCAACACCAAGCCCAAGUGAGGUGCCAAGUGAGACCCCUACAACUGAUCCAUCACCUGUUCCCUUCAAGCCCACCAAGUGA